Aedes aegypti (yellow fever mosquito) is the source of this 1890-nucleotide messenger RNA. RefSeq lists its product as uncharacterized. Bases 1 to 1890 code for a protein of 629 amino acids. The record is from RefSeq and is a predicted model, not a curated record. The transcript has a single exon. Lineage: Eukaryota; Metazoa; Arthropoda; Insecta; Diptera; Culicidae.
AUGUGGCUCCCGUUCGCCAUUACAACCAUCCUGUUAUUACCAUCCCAGGCAUAUAACUGGACAACCACCAUCUCCCCCUCACCGUCUCCGCUAGUUGGAGCCACGGUCGCCAUCAUCGAAGAUUUCUUCGCGCCUGAAUGUAGCCAGCUGUACAUCCGACGCCGAGCGAGCAACAAACGAAAUGUCCGUUUCCAGCACGACCUGCUCGGAGCGAUACUUCCGCGGAUCGAACCGAAAAUCCGCGUACAGCUGGAAACCAUCCGUGCAGAGGUGUUGAACCAAUCCAGGGCUCACAACGUCUUCUUCGUGGAUGACUUCAGGGCGUUCAGCGAAAUCAACGACAAGAUGAGAGUCCAAACGUACGACUAUAGUGGAUACUUUUUGAUAAUCGUGACGGAUUCAUCGCGGAAUAACUUCAACACCGUUCAGCAGAUCAUGGAUGACUUAUGGUCGCAUUACGUGAUCAACGUUGCCGUGCUGUUGAGCUUCGACGAUUCGCCGGAAGAUGCUUUCUACUAUACGUACUUUCCAUUCAGCCCUGGAUACUGUGAGCAAGUGCACCCGUGGCUGUGGAAGAUAUACAGUAAGGGUAGGUUCGUGGAUCCCAAGAGAGCAUUCUACCCCAAGAAGUUGAAGAAUUUCUACGGAUGUCCUCUGAAGAUGGUUACAUUCGAUGUUCCUCCGUUCAUGAUUAUGGGAGCUGAGUUUGAUGGAACGGUUUCCGGAUUAGACGGCAUCGAUGGAAUCUUAACGCGGGUUCUCAGUCAGUUGUUGAACUUCACUUUAAGUAUUGUCAUAAUGGAACCCCCGGAAUGGGGCAUCACGGACAAGCUCGGCAGUUGCACUGGUGCUUCUCGGGUUCUACGGCAACGGAUAGUGAACUUUACUGUGGGGUUCUGGUCGAUGACUUACCGCAGAAAUCGUUACUUGGGUCACACCUUCCCGUACUACACAUCUUUGAUGACUACCAUCAUUCCUCCUGGACCGUCUUACAGCUCAGCAGAGCAUCUCCUUCUGCCAUACGCACUUGACACAUGGUCCUGUGUAAGCGCAAUAAUCCUGAUUGCGGUAUCGGUGAUCAUCGUAAUCAAGUUCCAUGGACGUUCUGCGCAGCACUUUGUAUUUGGACGUUCCAUAACCACACCUCUGCUGAACACAUUCAACAUCUUCUUCGGUGGAUCGCUUUCUCGGUUGCCGAUACGGAACUUCUCCCGAACUCUGCUAACAUUCUGGCUUCUCUACAGCAUUGUAAUUCGAACUUCGUAUGUCGCUUCCCUCUUCAAGUUUCUUCAAUCACAACCGAACAAAACCCUCCCGAAGUACAUCCCGCAGUUUAUCUCCGCCGGCUAUCACAUUCGGAUGGCCCGCAACUACAGCUACAUCUUCGAAGCCUUUCCCAGGGUUCAUGCCAAACUACAGCAGUCCAAUCUGACCAACUUCUGGGCCAGCGAAGUUAACGAACUCCAAGACCCAUCGACUCGCUACAUAAUACUCAUUCCGAUUGAAACGGUGGCCUACCUGAACAAGCAACUCACCAAGCAAGGCAAAGUGCUACGGAUCAGCGGCGAUCGAGUCUACUCGUCCAAACUGACCAUCUACAGUCAACGAUCGUCACCUGUUCUACAACCGUUCAACUACAUACUGGGGCUGAUCGACACGGCCGGGCUCAUCAACUAUUGGGCUUCGUCAUUUUCGUUGCCGAUCUUUCUGAUAGAGUCGAUCGAGCCCAACGGUCCUCGGCAGUUGACCGUCGAACAGAUCGUCGGCUGUCUGGAGUUGCUGGCUUUCGGAAUGAUCGCGAGUUGUCUUGUGUUGAUGAUCGAGUGCAUCAUAGAUAAAUGGAAACGUUCGCGCCCAAGGCGCCGCCGGCGUGUGCGAUUCGUUCGAUAG